AUGUCCAGGACGGCCAAACUAACUCUCCUCUUGACCUCAUCAAUCACUGGACUGACUGUCUGGGGGGUGCAUUUCUUGCAAACAUCGGAAAGAGAUGCUAUGUAUCAAGGCGUCAUCAGGGAUAAGGAGCGAAUCGAAGCGAGACUAGCCCAAUUGGCUCGAGAAGCGGAAUUCGAACAACAGAAACUCAAACGGGAACAUCUUGAAAGUAUCCAACCCGAGCUUAAAUAA
Molecule: messenger RNA, 231 nt
Organism: Puccinia triticina
Lineage: Eukaryota; Fungi; Basidiomycota; Pucciniomycetes; Pucciniales; Pucciniaceae
Exons: 2
Coding region: 1-231 (76 amino acids)
Biological process (GO): mitochondrial respiratory chain complex IV assembly
Cellular component (GO): mitochondrion
Source: RefSeq, a predicted model, not a curated record